AUGGAAGCAACUCCUGAGACUAAACCAGUAGAAACUGAGAGUCCUAGCUCUAGCAUUAUAAGUGAAAUUCUCUAUAGCCCGGUAAAUUUGCUGUUAACAGUGAUAAUAGUUGUGCUAGUGUAUAAAAUAAUAAGGAGCAAAUUUGGAAAAACGACAGUGGAAGUGCAGUUAAGCGAGCUUCCUAAAAUCCGAAAAGACAUGACUGUUGCUGAACUGCGUAAAUACGAUGGUACUCAGGCCGAUGGUAGGGUAUUGGUAGCGGUAAAUGGGUGGAUAUUCGACGCGACGCGAGGACGCCGCUUUUACGGACCCGGUGGUCCAUAUGCUGCAUUUGGAGGCAAAGAUGCAUCUAGAGGUCUAGCAACAUUCUCUGUGACCUCAUCAGACAAGGAAUAUGAUGACCUCAGUGACCUUAACUCUAUGCAGAUGGAAUCUGUCAAGGAAUGGGAGGCACAAUUUAGAGAGAAGUACGAUCUCGUCGGUAAACUAUUGAAGCCUGGGGAGGAACCGACGAAUUACUCUGAUGAGGAAACCGAAGAAACCGACUCGACCAGCCCCGACGACAAGAAGGAACAA
Messenger RNA from Brenthis ino (lesser marbled fritillary), 576 nucleotides. Lineage: Eukaryota; Metazoa; Arthropoda; Insecta; Lepidoptera; Nymphalidae. The record is from the annotation of a GenBank genome assembly.